UUGAGGCUGCAAAUGGAGAAAAAAGAAGAGAAACCAAGAAAGAAUGAGGAGGAGGAGGAGGAGGAGGCGGGCCAGAGGCAUCAACCUCCAUAUAUUUCUGGCAUGGAACCCGUUCAGAGGGAAGCAUAUGGUGGUGGGUUGUACGGAAAAGAAGAGGGCCAGCCCAAUAGACCCACUGGAAAUCCACCCGCUAGCUCUACCCAAAGUGCAGAUGGUCCAGAUGAAGCCACUAAAAAGCCCCCACCUUCCUCUGGUGAUCGUGACACUGAUAUCACCGGUCAAGCCUACCUUCAGUAAAAUAAGUUUUAGACAAGAUGAAGACUGAAGACGUACUGUAAUUGUGACGAUGUUAAAUGUAUUGAAUAAAUUUUCAAGGGGUUGGUUGUCGCUUUGAUUGAAUUUACUCUACUUUUAGGAGUUAUAUGCGAGUUACAAUUUCCUGGAUUUGAAUAAUACAAUAGGAGAUAUAUGCGAGUUACUUUUAGCCAGGAGUGAUCCUUGAAUUUUCAAAGUUUGGCAUCAAUGAUAAAAACCAUUAGUCCU
Coffea eugenioides is the source of this 543-nucleotide messenger RNA. RefSeq lists its product as uncharacterized. The record is from RefSeq and is a predicted model, not a curated record. Lineage: Eukaryota; Viridiplantae; Streptophyta; Magnoliopsida; Gentianales; Rubiaceae.